CUCCCCUUCGUGGACACCAAGGGCAAGAAGAAUAUGGUCAACUUCCCAAGCAUUAGCAACAAAAUCCUGCUGAAGCCACCUCUGCUGUAUCAGGAGACUCAAACUCACAAUCAGAUGCCAUCCUCUGAGCUCCAGGUUUCAGAAAUGCCUCUCCACUCUAGCAUUAAAAUCCGGCACCCCAAGUCGGAGGAGAAGCCACCAAGGAAGCACAAGGUGCCUCUGACGGCGGCAGAGGCUCUCAAGGUUUUUAGGAAACAGCUGUCUGCUUACGAGCAAAGCGAAAUCCUGGGCUACACAGAGAUAUGGUUCCUGGGGCUUGACGCCCAGAAGCUCAACGUGGCUGCUGAGAAGUUCAGCAAGACAAGUUUCGAUGAUGAACAUGGCUCCUAUAUGAAGGUCCUGCAUGACCACAUUGCCUACCGCUACGAGGUCCUGGAGAUGAUCGGGAAAGGGUCCUUUGGACAGGUGGCCAAGUGCUUGGAUCACAAAAACAAUGAGUUGGUGGCCCUGAAAAUCAUCAGGAACAAGAAGAGGUUUCACCACCAGGCCCUGGUGGAGCUGAAGAUCCUGGAAGCUCUCAGAAGGAAGGACAAAGACAAUGUGUACAACGUGGUGCACAUGAAGGACUUCUUCUACUUCCGCAAUCACCUCUGCAUCACCUUCGAACUCCUGGGAAUCAACUUGUAUGAGUUGAUGAAGAAUAACAGCUUUCAAGGCUUCAGUCUUUCCAUAGUUCGGCGUUUCACCCUCUCUGUUUUGAAGUGCUUGCAAAUGCUUUAUGUAGAGAAAAUCAUUCACUGUGAUCUCAAGCCUGAAAAUAUAGUGAUACACCAAAAGGGCCAAGUCUCUGUUAAAGUCAUUGACUUUGGAUCAAGUUGUUAUGAACACCAGAAAGUAUACACCUACAUCCAAAGCCGGUUCUACCGAUCCCCAGAGGUGAUCCUGGGCCACCCCUACAACAUGGCGAUCGACAUGUGGAGCCUGGGCUGCAUCAUGGCGGAGUUGUACAUGGGCUGCCCUCUGUUCCCUGGGGAGAACGAGGUGGAGCAGCUGGCCUGCAUCAUGGAGGUGCUGGGCCUGCCGCCAGCCGGCUUCAUUCAGAUGGCCUCCAGGAGACAGACGUUCUUUGGUAAGUCCUCAGGCCUAACUCUCUUCCGUACUGUGUCUAAUGAGGCAUCACAGGCCUUGAAGACACCUCCCGUGUCCUAA
This is a messenger RNA of Propithecus coquereli (Coquerel's sifaka), 1209 nucleotides long. It is a transcript of the gene DYRK4, whose product is annotated as dual-specificity tyrosine-(Y)-phosphorylation regulated kinase 4. Gene Ontology annotation, biological process: peptidyl-threonine phosphorylation; peptidyl-serine phosphorylation. The coding region runs from base 34 to 1209 and encodes 391 amino acids. The record is from RefSeq and is a predicted model, not a curated record. Lineage: Eukaryota; Metazoa; Chordata; Mammalia; Primates; Indriidae. The transcript is spliced from 9 exons. Gene Ontology annotation, molecular function: ATP binding; protein serine/threonine/tyrosine kinase activity; protein serine/threonine kinase activity. Gene Ontology annotation, cellular component: nucleus.